Molecule: messenger RNA, 534 nt
Organism: Leguminivora glycinivorella
Lineage: Eukaryota; Metazoa; Arthropoda; Insecta; Lepidoptera; Tortricidae
Exons: 2
Coding region: 49-492 (147 amino acids)
Biological process (GO): ATP synthesis coupled electron transport
Cellular component (GO): mitochondrial inner membrane
Source: RefSeq, a predicted model, not a curated record
UAAGUAUUCCACCACGAAAUAAUAAAAAACCUUAUAUAAACUAUAGGCAUGUCAAAAGUAAAAUGGGACUUUAGGGAUAUUUCUUGGGGACUGCGAAAGUUUCGUGAGUUUCUAUUAGGCAGAAAACAUGACAUUCCCAAUCUUCAUGUCCGUUUCCCACCUCGGAUAUCCCCAAGAUCCAUCCCUACUCCCAGUAUUCCUCGUGGGCCUGAGGUCAUAAAUAAGUAUUAUGAUCAAUGGUACAUGGACAGGAGCGCUCGAGAUGGAGUGAAGCCGCCAGUUGUGGGACCUUUGGGUGAAGGUCCAGCGUACCCGUUGGAUUGUACAAAGUCACCUCAGAAUAUCACAAACAUGAAACCAACAGAGGUUAAGUUCGCUUGCGCUCCAACACCCGGCACGCCUUGGUGGUGGGACGGCCACUGCUACUACGAGCUUAAAAAGGAGGCGAAAAAAUGUAAGGAGCUUGUAAAGUGUCCUCCACCUGGCAAAUAAAUGUGCUAAAUGAUAAUUUAGGUAUGGUGAAUUCUUGUUACU